GGUAAGCUUGGGAUGGUAUUUUGUGAGUUGGCUUUGGCAGAUUUAUUUAAUUGUUACAUUGUUUACAAUUUUAAGCGAUUGCAGCAAGUCAAUUAAGUUUAUUGGACCUAUGCAGAUUUCUCUGCGGUUUGGACUGAGACAGUUGCUACUGUGAUAAAGGGAUAUCUGGAUGGAUACAGGGCUGCCCUGCCACACCUUUCUUCGUCAAGCAAAAGUGUUGAACUUCUCAGCUGGUUACAAUUAUAAGAACAAACGGACCGUACUUUGGAAUACUUUUAACCAACAUUUUUAUUUUAAGCCAACUUGAAUGGCAUGGGUUUUGAGGAAACCUAACUCUGGUAUUUUUGAAAGUGUUCACAAGAGUGGUGGAGUUUACUUUUGAGGAGUCUUCUGAAGUCUUUACGGGAACUAAAUCUCAAAAUGGAUCAAGCAAGCGGCGGAGAGGAUCCCAAUAAACCGAAUAAAAAGAAAGAAAAAGAGGAUGAAAGUAAAAACAAAAAACUGAACAUACACAUAAAAACAUUGGCUGACGACAUGCGUGACCGGAUCACCAGUUUCCGGAAGACUGGGAAUAAGAAGGACAAGCCCCUGAUCCAGCACUCCACAGACCCCAUGUCCAUUCAGGUAGAGAUGCCCAUGCCCCAGCCUCUCUUCGACGACCGCUCCAUGAACCUCUCCGAGAAGGAGAUCAACGCCCUCUUUGAGAAGAUGAUGGAGGACAUGAACCUGAAUGAGGAGCGUAAAGCCCCACUGCGUGGGAAGGACCUGAGCACCAAGCGAGAGAUGGUCGUCCAGUACAUCUCCACCACCGCCAAAUCUAUCACUGGGAGCAAAGUCACGGGAGGACUGAGGAACAGCAAGCAUGAGUGUACAUUGUCGUCGCAGGAGUAUGUCCACGAGCUGCGUUCCGGCAUCACUGAGGACAAGCUGCUCAUCUGCCUGGAGUCCCUUCGCGUCUCUCUCACCAGUAACCCUGUCAGCUGGGUGAACAACUUUGGCCAUGAAGGACUGGGCCUCCUCUUGGACGCAUUGGACAAGUUGCUGGAUAAGAAACAGCAAGAAAGUAUCGACAAAAGAAACCAGCACAAGCUGAUCCAAUGUCUCAAGGCCUUCAUGAACAAUAAGUAUGGACUACAAAGGAUUCUGGAAGAUGAGCGGAGCUUGCUUCUCCUGGCCAGGGCCAUUGACCCCAAACAGACCAGUAUGAUGACUGAGAUCGUCAAGAUCCUCUCAGCUAUCUGUAUCAUUGGAGAGGAAAACAUCCUGGAUAAGAUUCUGGCUGCCAUGACAAUUGCAGCAGAGAGGAAUAACAAGGAGAGAUUCGCUCCGAUAGUGGAGGGACUGGAGAAUCACGAAGCCCAACAGCUCCAGGUGGCCUGCAUGCAGCUGAUCAACGCCCUGGUCACCUCUCCGGACGAUCUGGACUUCAGGAUACAUCUGCGCAAUGAGUUCCUCCGCUGUGGCCUCAAAAAGAUCCUACCGGAGCUGAAAGAGACAGAGGAGCUGGACAUCCAACUGAAGGUGUUCAACGAGAACAAGGAGGAGGACUCCAUUGAGCUCUCCCAUCGCCUUGAUGACAUCCGUGCUGAGAUGGAUGAUAUGGGUGAGGUGUACCAUCUCCUGUCCAACAUGGUGAAAGACACUGGAUCGGAGACCUACUUCCUGUCCAUCCUACAGCACCUCCUGCUCAUCAGGAAUGACUACUACAUCAGGCCCCAGUACUACAAGGUGAUAGAGGAAUGUGUGUCUCAGGUGGUCCUCCAUCGCAGUGGGAUGGACCCAGACUUCGGAUACAGGGAGAGAUUGGAUGUAGACUUCACCCACCUCAUCGAUCAGUGCGUGGAUAAAGCCAAAGUGGAUGAGAGCGAUCUGAAGGCUGCCGAGUUCUCCAAAAAGUUCGAUGAGGAGUUCAGCGCUCGGCAGGAUGCCCAGGCCGAGUCCCAGAAGAAGGAGGAGAAAAUCAAAGAGCUGGAAGGCCAGAUCUGCAACCUAAAGACCCAGAUCACGGCCGGACCAGCGGCGGCUGGGACAGGAGUCCCACCUUCAUCUCUGCCGGGGGGGUUGGCACCCCCACCCCCUCCCCCGCCUCCGCCCCCACCAGGCGGCUGCCCUCCACCUCCUCCCCCACCUCCGCCUCCUCCUGGCAUGGCCAGCAUGCCCCCUCCACCCCCACCCCCGCCACCUCCAGGAGGAGGGCCACCCCCUCCCCCUGGCUGUGGACCCCCACCUCCCCCGCCCAUCCCUGGGGCGCCGGGCAUCCCUCCGCCUCCUAUGAUGGCCAUGCCUGUCAUCAAGCUGCCUUAUGGACUGGAGGCCAAGAAGACCUACAAGCCUGAGGCCGUCAUGAAGAGGGUCAACUGGUCCAAGAUAGUACCUCAGGAAAUGGCAGAGAAUUGCUUCUGGAUCAAAGUCAAAGACGAGAAGUUUGAGAACCAAGACCUUUUUGCCCAGCUCUCCCUCAGCUUUUCCUCCAGGACCAAAGUGAAAAAGGAGGUGGAUGAGACAGACGCCAGGAUGACCCAGUUCAAGAAAAAGGCGAAGGAGCUGCGAAUCUUGGACGGCAAGACGGCACAGAAUUUGUCAAUUUUCCUGGGCUCAUUCCGGCUGCCUUAUGAAGAGAUCCGGGACAUUGUGCUGGAGGUGGACGAGGAGAGGCUGAGCGAAUCACUGAUCCAGAACCUGAUAAAGAACCUUCCGGAGCAGAAGGAGCUGAGCGCACUGGCGGAACUUAAGAGCGAGUAUGAGGAACUGUGCGAGCCAGAGCAGUUUGGCAUUGUGAUGAGCUCCGUAAAGCUGCUGCGUUCGCGCCUCAACGGCAUCCUCUUCAAGCUGACCUUCGAGGAGCAGGUGAACAACAUCCGACCGGACAUCAUGAAUGUGACGUUCGCCUGUGAGGAGGUGAAAAAGAGUGACAGCUUCAGCAAUCUGCUGGAGAUGGUGCUGCUGGUGGGCAACUACAUGAACGCCGGCUCCCGGAACGCCCAGACCUUCGGAUUCAACAUCAGCUUCCUCUGCAAGCUUCGAGACACUAAGUCGUCCGACCAAAACACAACCCUGCUUCACUUCCUGGCCGAAAAGUGUGAAGAGAAGUACCCGGAGAUCCUGAGGUUCCCUGAAGAGCUGGAACACGUGGAGAGUGCUAGCAGAGUUUCUGCCGAGAUCCUGAAAAGCAGUCUGAGCACCAUGGAGCGACACAUCCAGAGGCUCGAAAACGACAUCGAGAAUUUCCCCAAGACAGAUGACAAAAAAGAUAAGUUUGUGGAAAAAUUGAAAGAGUAG
Messenger RNA from Salvelinus namaycush (lake trout), 3279 nucleotides. Its product is annotated as protein diaphanous homolog 2-like. The record is from RefSeq and is a predicted model, not a curated record. Gene Ontology annotation, molecular function: actin binding; microtubule binding; small GTPase binding. Gene Ontology annotation, biological process: actin cytoskeleton organization; actin filament polymerization. The transcript is spliced from 26 exons. Bases 421 to 3279 code for a protein of 952 amino acids. NCBI's taxonomy places the organism in Eukaryota, Metazoa, Chordata, Actinopteri, Salmoniformes, Salmonidae. Gene Ontology annotation, cellular component: cytoplasm; actin filament.